UCUCCAGAGUUAGAAAUUCAAAGAAUUGGAGCCAGUCAACCCACGCAAGCCCAAGGCAGCCCGUUCCACUGCCUUAUCUUUGCUUCAGAAUCAGAGCCCACAGACCGGAAAAUGCUCUGCGGGUCGAAUUGUGGGUAUCGGAUUCUUUCUUCUUGCCGAAUCAUCUUCACCGCCUGAUGCAGAUUAUCCAAGUUUCUGGCUCAAGAGCUUAAUCGGCAAGCUCGAUUACACUUUCUGCGAACGCUGUUCGGUAAUCAUUUUCGAUUCAAAGAGCUGCGGUUCGUGGAUUUCAUGGAGCGUCUCUGAAAGUAGAGUGGACGCUGUUUCCUUCCGCGAAUUGAACAGGUUAUCAUGCAUUCGAUUCGGCUCUCGAUUUAAGAGAAUUCUGAGUGCAACCGUGUUGUGUAUCGAUCGAUUCCUCUCGGUCCGAUUCGGCUUCGUGUCCACUCACUUUCAAGAAUUUCUCCGUCGAUUUCGAUAAUUGUUAUCACUGAAUCUACCAAAGAAAAUACUAAAUAAUUUGGACAAGAAAUGGAUUCGGAGGAGAGAACUCUGGUUGAAAUCUUAGAAGAGAACAUCCCAAUCGACAUGGCCAAAUACAUAAAGUUCGUCAGCGUUCCACAAGCCGGCGCCAUCUCUACAUUUUCAGGCACCACUCGGGACAAUUUUGAAGGCAAGACAGUGGUGGAACUGCGGUACGAGGCUUAUGUACCAAUGGCAAUUCGGAGCAUCAAAUCAAUUUGUUCGUCUGCUAGGUCAUCGUGGAACCUCCAUUCGAUGGCAGUUGCGCACCGCCUUGGCCCUGUUCCUGUGGGGGAGAUUAGUGUGUUUAUUGCGGUUUCAGCUAUUCAUCGAGCUGAUGCAAUGGAUUCUUGCCGUUUCGUGAUUGAUGAGCUCAAGGCGUCUGUGCCAAUAUGGAAAAAGGAAGUUUAUGAUAAUGGAGAGGUAUGGAAGGAGAAUUCAGAGUUUAUGGACAGAAGAUUGGAGCUUGGGAAGAAGGGAGCAGAUCAGAACCAAAACGAAGCUGAAUCUCUAAGGCAUAGCAGGAAGAGCUGCUGUGGCUCCAAAAUUAAGGUGAAUGAAGAACACGAUGAAGGUAACCUACAACACAACAUUGGCUAAGAAGGGCAAUAUUUUAGUUUCCUUUCUGAUUCAUUCAGAUGUUAUUGUAAUCCUCGAAUUUUUAGAGCAAUUAAGGGAGAACCCAACAAUGUUUUUCUGGGAGAAGAUUCAAAACUUUCUCCCCCACCCAAUAUUUUCUUUUCUGAUUCAAACAUUAUUGUUAUCCUUGAAUUUUAAGAGCA
Momordica charantia (bitter melon) is the source of this 1304-nucleotide messenger RNA. Its product is annotated as molybdopterin biosynthesis MoaE family protein. Gene Ontology annotation, cellular component: cytosol; molybdopterin synthase complex. NCBI's taxonomy places the organism in Eukaryota, Viridiplantae, Streptophyta, Magnoliopsida, Cucurbitales, Cucurbitaceae. Gene Ontology annotation, biological process: Mo-molybdopterin cofactor biosynthetic process. The record is from RefSeq and is a predicted model, not a curated record. Gene Ontology annotation, molecular function: molybdopterin synthase activity.